ACACUUUAAAAGUUUUAACAUCAAUAAUCGAACACCCCCCGAGAUUUCCUGCUAUAAUCUACAACUCUCAAGCUUUCCUGUUCCAUAAAAAAUGGCCCUUUCAACAAUGAUCCAUACCAAUCUUCCCACCGCCCUCUGCGGCGGCGCUGUUAACCGGAUUUCCGUCAUUUCCGCCCACCAACAGGCCUUUGUCGAUUCGAAGCUGAACCGGGGUGCUCGACGUUUGGCUGAAUCACUGACAAGUCUUCUCCAUCUAAACAUCGAACCUCCGUCAAGGAAAAAUCUUGAAUACUCGAACCCAGAUUUGUUUGCUGAAGAAAAACAUAACACCCCAACUACGUCUCCCAAGGAGAUGAUCGCCGAAAAAUGGCGUCAUCUUCACGGCUCUACGGAUUGGGGGAGCCUUUUAGACCCGCUCCACCCUUGGCUGCGGCGUGAAAUCGUCAAGUAUGGCGAGUUCGCUCAAGCGACAUACGAUGCCUUGGACUUCGACUCUUUCUCCGAGUACUGCGGGAGUUGCAGGUAUAAUCGCAACAAGCUGUUUGAGAAACUGGGGUUGAGUGAAAAUGGCUAUAGGGUGACGAAGUACAUCUACGCCAUGUCCACCAUCGAUAUGCCGCGGUGGCUUGAGCGGUCGCGGUUGAUGGAUACCUGGAGCAAAGAUUCCAACUGGAUGGGUUACGUUGCGGUUAGCGACGAUGAAGAGACGCGGAGGAUCGGGCGGAGGGAUAUCGUGGUGGCAUGGCGGGGCACGGUGGCCCCGUCUGAGUGGUACGAAGAUUUCCAAAGGAACCUCGAACCGAUCGGGAUCGGCGAUGCUAAGGUUGAGCAUGGAUUUCUUAACAUUUACACUUCCAAGAACAAGUCCACACGGUACAAUAAGUCGAGUGCUUCGGAGCAAGUGAUGAAAGAAGUGACGACGUUGGUUCAAUUCUAUAGAGGACAAGGAGAAGAAGUGAGUUUAACGAUAACCGGGCACAGCUUAGGCGGUGCAUUGGCACUGCUCAGUGCAUAUGAAGCCGCCGUCAAUCUCCCCGGCGUUCCGGUAAGCGUGAUCUCCUUUGGUGCACCUCGAGUCGGCAACAACGCCUUUCGGGACGAGCUCUGUGAUUUAGGAGUCAAAACUUUAAGAGUGGUGGUUAAGCAAGAUUUAGUCCCUAGAAUGCCAGGGAUUGUUUUCAACGAGAGUUUGCAGAGGUUUGAUGAUAUAACAGGAACAUUAGAAUGGGUUUAUACACAUGUUGGUGACGAAUUGAGGCUCGAUGUUAGUUCGUCACCUUACCUUAAGCGUGGUUUCAAUCCGAUGGGAUUUCAUAGCCUCGAGACGUACCUUCAUCUUGUCGAUGGGUUCCACGGUGCAGGGUCUGCGUUUCGAUCUGAUGCUCGUAGGGAUGUUACCUUGGUGAACAAGGCAUGUGAUAUGUUGGUGGAUGAACUAAGGAUCCCUCAAUGCUGGUACCAAUUGGCUCACAAAGGGUUGGUUUGUAAUGAACACGGCAGAUGGGUUAAACCAAGACGAGAACCCGAAGACAUUCCUUCACCGAUCGGAGAUCAAGCACACAAACAUAGUCUUAGAAUUCAGAUUUAGGAAAAUCAUCAAAUGUUGUACGCAAGCUCUCAAACUU
Messenger RNA from Hibiscus syriacus, 1625 nucleotides. RefSeq names its product phospholipase A1-Igamma1, chloroplastic-like. Lineage: Eukaryota; Viridiplantae; Streptophyta; Magnoliopsida; Malvales; Malvaceae. Gene Ontology annotation, biological process: lipid metabolic process. The transcript has a single exon. The record is from RefSeq and is a predicted model, not a curated record. The coding region runs from base 92 to 1588 and encodes 498 amino acids. Gene Ontology annotation, molecular function: glycerophospholipase activity.